Aaosphaeria arxii CBS 175.79 is the source of this 2001-nucleotide messenger RNA. RefSeq lists its product as uncharacterized. The coding region runs from base 1 to 2001 and encodes 666 amino acids. The transcript has 3 exons. The record is from RefSeq and is a predicted model, not a curated record. NCBI's taxonomy places the organism in Eukaryota, Fungi, Ascomycota, Dothideomycetes, Pleosporales.
AUGGGUACAAUAAUGGGUGAUGAAGAGUAUGAAUACGACAUGUUUGGUCUCAAGCACAUCGAUACAACUGAUGAAAAUGAUCAGUUGUAUUAUCUGGACACGUCCGACGAUACUCUUACAAUUCGCUUCUCACUCGAAACGCCCACGACUCAGAAUCUUCGGGACUACCUAGCACGAACUCUUCAUCCAAAAUACUUCAGAGAUGAGUACCUUGUCCAGAGGUCUCUCAAUGAGAUGACCCAUCAACAGCUCGUAAGACUCCAGGCACGACACUGGUCCACGAUUCCUCAACUCAAUGCUGCCCGCCCGUCGAGUGACCCAGAUACAUCCAGUGAGAUCGACAUGUCAACUGCUCGUAUGGUUGCAAUUAUUGCUGAAUGCAUUCAAUUCAGUAAUCGAGUUUUCGUCUACCAUGAGUGGUGCCCAUACAAGGCUGAACAUUGCCACAACCCCAUGUGCGAUGCUGUUAAUGAGAACUUGAAGAAGCCUGAUGGGUGGCCAUGUGUUAUCAUUGAGCCACUGAUUCAUGUUCGAACACUGAUUCUAGCAUCCGAUCUCAACAUUUGUGGACGCCAAAUCCUAUUGUUCAGGCGGGAUGAAUUGAUGUUCCGCGAGUACGGUUUCCACGUCCCAGAAACGGUCAACUCAGCCAGACUUCUAUGCUUCUGCAUCCCAUGUUUGGAAUUUCUAUGGAAGAAUAGAGUGAGGGCAUGGAAGCGUUUAGGUUACAGACCUCCACGCAACGUAGCUGGAGAUCCAUCCAUGGUACCUAGCCAGAUUGACGUACAGACCGAAAUCCGGGACCCGGAUGACUCUAUGUCAUCCAAACGAAGACGCCAUGAGCUCAAUUUGGAUGGUAAUACUAUCACGAACAUGGUUCCUAACGACGAUAUGCCCAACACCCCCGAUCUUCCACAACUUGAUGGGCCAACCGAGGGGCCAGCCAAUUACAAAAUUCCGGAUGAUGAUGUAAUGGAGUACGAGUAUACUACAACCCAGAGCGAUUCCACUGAAUCUAGCUCGUCAAUCCCAGCAUCAUAUCUUUCCGGCGAAGUGGAUCCUCCUGCCAGCUAUUUUCCAGUCUGGCACAGCGAUGUUCAGGAAAGUGCUUACAGAAUCUUUCCAAUGAGAAGGGGAUUCGGUAAAUAUGGGAAUCCAAACAUCGUACAAAUGUAUGAGACCGAAGAUGCACUUGUGAACAGCAUAUACAGGGUACCAAAUCCGGCCCCUUUGACAACACUCACAAUCAUGUCAAGUGUCUUAUCGCUUUCCCAACCUUCACCGGCAUCGCCUUUGCCAUCGGCAAACAAGGAAGCACCCCAAGCUUCUCCCGAUCGACUACGACCAAAGCACAUACUUCCUCCAUCGAAAGUCCCACCUCAUGUCAUUUGCUAUUGUAGACAGCCCGCAAGGGCUGAGGAGCCCGGCACCAAACCUGCCGACACGAGAAUCAUUACUUGCGCGUUUUCGACAUGCCCUAUCUCGCGAUUCCACUACACUUGUCUCACCAAAUCACAAAAGAUCUCUGCUUAUCACGGAAGGUGGACAUGCGAUGUUUGCGGGCAGCUCGGCGAGAUCGGUGGCAAUGCCGGUUCCAGCUUCAAACCCCUGUUCUCGAAGAAAUCGAAGGAAGAGAUCUUGAAGUUUGUUUCUGACCUGCAAUUUGGAGUUGAAGGUUCUGAGGAGGGUGGUAGCAGAAAGAAUAUCACUGCUGAUCCUUAUGGCCUUGCGACCAACAGACCGAUUAACGUCCCAGAGGUCGAGGAUGUUUAUGAUGAAGAGCAAAGGUCCAUUAAAGUGUACGAAGAUGAUGAGUAUGACGAGUACUAUAACUGGAAUGGAUAUGAGGAUAAUGGAUACGAGUAUUAUGAGGAUGCCGAAGUGUAUCCUGAGGAAUACUACAACGAAGAGAACAACGAAGAGAACAACGAAGAGAACCACGAAGAGGAGGAUGAAGAUGAAGGAAGCACGAUCAUCAUUGGAAGUGACGAUACAAUUUGA